Messenger RNA from Mucor mucedo, 936 nucleotides. RefSeq lists its product as uncharacterized. The coding region runs from base 1 to 936 and encodes 311 amino acids. The record is from RefSeq and is a predicted model, not a curated record. NCBI's taxonomy places the organism in Eukaryota, Fungi, Mucoromycota, Mucoromycetes, Mucorales, Mucoraceae. The transcript has a single exon.
AUGUCAGUAUUCGUAACUCUUUCGGAAGUUCAAAAGCAAGCUACUAACAUUGACAAUAUAUUCACUGAAAUAAACAAACUCUGGGAUGAAAUCUAUCUUAAACACCGCGAAGAAGUGAACCAUAUUAUCGAUGUUGCUCAUAAUGUCCAUACAGCAUUUUAUAACUAUUUGAAAGAAGUUUAUACUAUUUGUAAUAGCAGCAGCACAUACUUUGAAAGUGUCGAGGAAGAAAUGCAAAUUGCCAAGAAUAAAAAAAGAUUCGACAGUAACACUACAACGGAAAUAGCAAGGAGUACGCAAAUAAUAUUGGAUGCGCUUAUCGAGAAUAAACAUCGUAGUAGCGCUAUUUUUGAAGAUAUGAAUGCAUGCGAAAAGUUAAUUGUAGAAGCUAAAAAAGAGCAAAAAACACAUCUAGACAAGUUAUCGAGAAUGAAAAAUUUUCUUCGUUCACUCAGUGCAGCUACUGCUUCAGGGAUCGCUUCAGCCGGAGCCAUUAAAAUAGCGCUUGGAGAUAGUGCUGCUAAUAAUGGGUCUGCUCUUAAAGGUUCUGUUGCUAUCGCUCUUGUCUGUGGGAGUUUUGCAACUUACUUGCAAGUGAUUCAAAAGAAGAAAUUUCUUAAACUUCACCACGCUAUGUUAGACAUGUUUAACUGGAUGAUAAUGUUACAAGAAGAAUCUUUCACAUUUGGGGAAAAAAUGGAGCUCUUAGUUACGGAUGUAAAAAGAUACAUAGUUCGCGUCGAGAAGAUUAUUAGGUGCUCUUCAAUUACUGAGGAUGACAGUAAUAGAGUUGUAAUAUUAGCUACGGAUAUGAUUUCAGCUAGCGAUACUUUAAAAUCUAGGUUUGACCAAAUGGGACAAGAAGCUAUCUACAAAAGAUCCAGUUUGAAGAAUUUGAUACAAAUGCAUGAUCCACGGGCUAUUCUAGAAGAAUAA